Messenger RNA from Sphaeroforma arctica JP610, 318 nucleotides. RefSeq lists its product as hypothetical. The coding region runs from base 1 to 318 and encodes 105 amino acids. Lineage: Eukaryota; Ichthyosporea; Ichthyophonida. The record is from RefSeq and is a predicted model, not a curated record. The transcript has a single exon.
AUGGGAGCCGCUGGUGAGACUUGUGACCAAGUUUGUCUCGGCCUCGGUCAGGUGUGCAAUGUCGACACGACUGUAUCUAAGCUGAGAGAGGCUUGGUCCACUGCUGGUAGUGCAGAUGGCAUCAAGUCUGUCAUGGAAGCGAAUGGAGGUGUCUGUAUCAAUGGUGCCAACAACCAGGAUUACUACUCACUUCCCGGUAUCGGAAAUGGUAAUUGUGAGAUUUCUGACAAUUACGGCACUGCCGACGUAUCGGUCAUGUUCAAUUGUCUAGGUUCGUUCGCCACCGUUGAACGACUGUGCUACUGUAGCGACCUUUAA